GAAGAAACCACAUACAAAAGCUACGUACGCCACCAUCUUUACAUAUUAGUAGGUCUAUUCACAAGGAGAAUUUGUCGGAGAUCACAAGAAACAUCGAUAUUGCAUACGCAUCUCUCCAUUAUAUACCCUCAGCUUCGCUUCACGAAUCCAAUUGACUCAUUAAGGAAUCUAUGCUCAUAUUCCCAGUUCGAGAUGUCUGCCCAUCACGGUGGCUGCCUUUGUGGCAACAUUCGCUACAUGUACGAUACAGAGCCGAUAAAGAAAGUUCUCUGCCACUGCAAUGAUUGCCGCAAGAUCAGUGGCAGCAGCUACAGCGUCAACUUUCUUGUCCCUGAGGCAGCAUUCCGGGUAACUGCCGGCACGCCAAAGGUGUUCAGCAAAGUCGCUGAUUCAGGCGAGACUAUUGUCAGUUACUUCUGCGGCGACUGCGGUAGUAUGAUAUGGCGCGAGUCUCCCAAUUCUGGCCCUAACAAAGUGCUGAAGGCUGGGACAUUGGAUGACAGCGACGGGAUUCUUUCGACUGCGGUAAUCGAUGCAGAGAUUUUUACGCGCUCCAGAUUAGAGUGGGUGCAGCCUAUAGCUGGCGCAAGUCAGAGGACCGCAUAGUGAGCGGUCUCUCGGAGUGAUCAUAUCACAAUAGCGUCAACGGUUGCACACACGUCUUUAUGGAUAGCCUGUGAUGGAAUAGACAGAGGGAAAGGAAAGGGGGACGAAAAGAAAGACGAAGAAAAAUAUGGCGUUUACAGUAACCAACGUCGUGUCGUGCGCUGUGGAUCAUGCUGCACAUAUACUGAAUAACUCCAAAGCUUACGCCACAGCACGAUGCAUUCUUUGUCGUUAAUUUUUCUGGUGCAUUGUUAUAGCUAGAUCAUUACAAAAUGGUGUAUAUACAGGUACAGAAUCGAUUAGUGCCUAUUAAUCAUGUCCGUACCGCACGUUGAUAUAGGUUACAUGGCACUUGCUAAGCAUAUAGGACAAGUUAGUGUAGAUAAGUAGGUAUAUAAGUUAGCCAAGCUGAGCAUACUCCUCCUCGGUUAUGCUAUAUACAAGUCUCCACACUGUACUCCG
Trichoderma asperellum CBS 433.97 is the source of this 1068-nucleotide messenger RNA. RefSeq lists its product as uncharacterized. The record is from RefSeq and is a predicted model, not a curated record. Gene Ontology annotation, molecular function: carbon-sulfur lyase activity. Lineage: Eukaryota; Fungi; Ascomycota; Sordariomycetes; Hypocreales; Hypocreaceae.